AAAUCCCUGAACUUAUUAUUGUACAUUUUUGACAUCAAUUUGCAACAAAAAUCUGAAAAAAUGAAGGCAAAAAGAUCAAUUUCCUUAACUGAUAUGGAUAAUUAUUACGAAUUGAAUGACGACGAUAAAUACAAAGCCGAAGAAAGAUAUCUUAAAAAGACUAAAGGAGGAAAACAUUCAAAAGCAGAAAAAGCUCAAAAAAGUUUGGCACUCAAGAGGGAAUGGAAAACAAUAGUAAAUGAAGAAACUUUGUUCAACAAUGUUUAA
Messenger RNA from Meloidogyne enterolobii, 267 nucleotides. The record is from the annotation of a GenBank genome assembly. NCBI's taxonomy places the organism in Eukaryota, Metazoa, Nematoda, Chromadorea, Rhabditida, Meloidogynidae.